CCCGGCACCUUUCAGCGUGGAUUAGGACGUGGCCUGGGACAGCCUCCCGUCGCUGACGUCCGAGAGCGAGGAGCGGAAGUGUCCGUGGAAAGCGGAGAAAUGAGAGGAGUAUCGAAGAGGAGACAGAACCUGCCGUCGCCAGGGCAAAUCCCGAAAACUACAGAGCAGAAAACCAAUACACCACGAGGUUGUUCUACAGAAACCAAUGCAGAUUCAUUUUCAUUCUUGAGAAUCUGUUCUCGCCUUACCUCAGUUUUAAAGUACCUUCUUCUAAUUGUCGUGAUUCCACCAUUCCUAAAUUAUGCAUCUCUCCAGAGAGAAGGAGCAUUGCUUCAGCCUCAAGAAGGUCAGCUGAUUGACAUUGGACAGGGUCAAAAAUUAUAUUUGUCCUGCACUGGGAAAGGACAACCUGUUGUAAUAUUUGAUGCUCCCACUGGUAUGUCUUCUGAUGUAUGGCUCUCGAUUCAAAAGGACGUGUCCCUCAUAACCCAGGCUUGUAUAUAUGAUAGAGCUGGGCUUGGCUUCAGUAAGAAAACAUUCCAGUCUGAAGAAACUAGACAGGAUAAACCUUGGACUCAGUCAACAACUGGAAGAAUGGUAGAUGAUCUGCACGGACUUAUUAAGGAAGCUAAGCUGCAGAGCCCCUUUGUACUCGUGGGAUCAGAGCUUGGGGCACUCAAUGCAAGAUUUUAUGCCCACAUUCACAACUGGGAGGUGUCUGAUCUUGUCCUCAUCAAUCCAAUCCCUGAAGAACUAUUCAUGGAAGACGUAUGGUUGCAGUACUGGUACAAAGAACUGAUCUCGUAUCAUCAGAUUCUACAGUUCUCUGCUGCUAUAGGUUUAAAUCGAAUGCUUUUAAUCACAGGGCUGCUGCAACCAGCAAUUACAGGGGAAAAUAUCUCUUCGGAGUUUGUGAUGAGACAGAAAUACUUGCUGAGCAAUCCAGCCCAUCUGAGUACAGCUGUAGAUGAAUACUUCUUUAUCAAUGAGAGCAUCUCCCAAGUCAGAGACAUUUCACAGUUUAAACCUCUGUCCAGUGCAACUUCUGUAACGAUGAUCACAGGAGAACUUUAUGAUGAACUGCUUCCUGAUUCUCUGAACAAGGUCAUGUUCCAGUUUCAGCAACGAUUCAGUGCACAGAAUUAUCCCUUGGUCAAAUGGAUCAAAAUUAAAGAGGCAGACAGACGGAUGAUCUACAAAAAUCCCACUGAUGUCGUCAGACAGCUUAAAAAAAUUAUAAAUAAAAAGAGAGUCAAGCAGGAGAGUCGGUAACUUCGCCUCAGUAUUAGGCCAUGUCCAUUGGUUUCUCCAGCAUCUGAAGAAGAAUAUCAUAAUUAAGGAUCUGUAAAUGUUGCCGCAUGUUGAUGAAGAUGGCAUUUUCAAGCAUGUAAGUGUGUAGAGACACUGGAUAAGGUAAACAAGAAUGGGUAGCUCGGCUGGUUGAUGGUUGGGUUUCCAAUCUUGGCAAUUUACAAAUGUAUUUGCAAACAUUCCAUCACCAUAUGAGGAGACAUCGUGAGUACGCUGUUAAUUGUGAUGUGUUGGCCUUUAUGUACUUACCAAUCAGCUGACUGGUCAGCUUUAUGGAAACUCAAUUGUGAUGUAGGGAGGAAGUCUCAUUGCUGAAUGGUUACGUGGCAAACUUUGUGCAUUAUAGUCUGGAAUUUUGUCUAUAUUGGCUCAUAAAUAGGAUUGAGAUCUACAUGUCUGUUGACAGAAUUGUUUGUGGAAAACCAUGCUUCUGGGAGUUCUAAGCAACACACAAGGGUCUCGGCCUGAAACAUCAAGUGUUCACUCCUUUCCAUAGGUACUACCUGGCCUACUGAGUUCCUUCAGCAUUUUGUGUGUGUUGCUUUGGAUUUCCAGCAUCUGCAGAGUUUAAAAACGUAAACACGAGGAAUUCUGCAGAUGCUGGAAAUUCAAGCAACACACAUCGAAGUUGCUGGUGAACGCAGCAGGCCAGGCAGCAUCUCUAGGAAGAGGUACAGUUGACAUUUCGGGCCGAGACCCUUCGUCAGGACUAACUGAAGGAAGAGCUAGCUCUUUGCAGCCAAUUGAUAUUCAUGGAUCCUUGUGGAUAGCUUUCUCCCAGUUGGGCUGAUGUAAUAUUUGCUGCAGUCCCUGCACUGGAUUUUAUAGUCCACAUUGGUCUUGUUCAAUAGCUUUGCUCGGUAAAGAUCCAGUCAGCAGAUUGGUAAGUAUAUAAAGGCCGAGCAUUCAGAGAACACAUCGCAAUUAACAGCGCACUGAUGAUGUCUCCUUGUACAGUGAUGAAACAUUUGCAAGUAAAUUGCCAAGAUCAGAGGACAACUCAACACAACUAACAGAAGAUUUUGCCUCCUGAAACAUUGUGUGAAAGUCUUUGAGAAAUGCAAUACAGGCAAAUGAAAGAACUGCUGUAACUGAUUAGCAGUUUCCCUUAAGUUUAAAGUGGCAUUCUGUUUUGUUUAAUAUGUAUAAGGUUUAGAUUUGCAACUUUUCAUAUGCAUUACACACAUUCUGUUACCACAAAAAGGAAAAAAUAAAUGAUUAAUGUGUUUUGCGUUAAUUUGUUACCUGUCUGCAGGAAUGAUGGGUUGGCUUCUUUGUUCCUGUCACCCAGGUCUAACGAUAAGAUUGGUCACUGUAGAAAGUUUCCUAGCUUUCUUGGCAUUUUCUGAACUAAUCAGACCAUUAUAAUUUAUACAAAAAUAGUUGUCUAUCUUAGUAGUUGUGACAGCUUAGUUCCCUGGCCAAGAGCUAUGUUUCCGAGGAUACAGUGAUUUUGAUGUGACUAAUACUGAUAUCGAGGUAAUCGUGUUUCUGAACCAAAUGGACAACCGUCUUUUGGGUAGCCUUGCCUUGGAGUAUGGGUGGUCAAUCAUUUGCAAUAAAGAAAUAUUGGAGAGAGUUCAUUGUCUCAAGACAGU
Messenger RNA from Mobula hypostoma (lesser devil ray), 2909 nucleotides. RefSeq lists its product as uncharacterized. Lineage: Eukaryota; Metazoa; Chordata; Chondrichthyes; Myliobatiformes; Myliobatidae. Bases 100 to 1272 code for a protein of 390 amino acids. The record is from RefSeq and is a predicted model, not a curated record. The transcript has 11 exons.